Molecule: messenger RNA, 564 nt
Organism: Pistacia vera
Lineage: Eukaryota; Viridiplantae; Streptophyta; Magnoliopsida; Sapindales; Anacardiaceae
Exons: 1
Coding region: 1-564 (187 amino acids)
Source: RefSeq, a predicted model, not a curated record
AUGGAUUUUAUGGAAGGUAGGAAAAUAGGGAACAAUAUCCUCCUUAGCCAAAAGCUCUAUCACUACAAUAGGGGUUCAGACAAGGUGAGGAGAUAUGCAAUAAAAGUUGAUCUUUUAAAGGCCUAUGACUCGGUGAGAUGGAACUUUAUUCUUAAAACUCUCAAAACCCUUAAGUUCUCAAUUGCUCUGAAUGAGGAGCUUACCGGGAUCUUUAGGGGGACAAAGGGCCUUAAGGAAGGAGACCCCAUAUCUCCUUAUCUCUUUGUUAUUGCCAUGGAAAUCCUUUCGAGAUUGAUGUUUAAGGUGGCAACCAAGGAGGAUUUCAAGUACCAUUGGCGUUGUAAGAAUUUAAAUCUAACCCACCAUUUUUUUGCAGAUAACAUCAUGUUUUUUUGCUAUGUUGACAAGAAUUCCAUUAUGAACAUGAAGAAUGCUAUUGAUUUAUUCUCUUGUUGGCUGGUCUCAAAGCAAACAUUGCCAAAAGUCAUAUUUUUCUAUCCAAGGUGCAAGAAGAAGAAAAGCUCAAAGCUAUUUUCAGGUUUGAAAAGGGCUUUCUUCCAAUGA